GAGAAUCAGUAAAGGCAGAACAAGAUACAUCAGCUCAGCAUAAAGACAGACUCUGGCCACUCAAGUAAAAAACAUGGGGACUGAUAACAUGACUUCCACUGUACGUCAACCAGACAGGAUGGAGGGGAUUCUCAGGAAUGUACGCACAGCCUGCCUGGUCAUCUACUGCGUGAUAUUUCUGGUUGGAACUCUGGGCAACAGUCUGGUCAUCUACGUGACAGGCUGCAGGAUGAAGAGAACAGUCAACUCAGUCUGGUUUCUCAACUUGGCGCUGGCUGACUUCCUCUUCACGGCCUUCCUGAUUUUCUCGAUCAUUUCUAUCUCUCAGGAUCACCAAUGGCAAUUUGGACGAUUCAUGUGCAAGCUCAACAGCUUUGUGAUUGUGGUCAAUAUGUUUGCCAGUAUCUUUCUCCUGACAGCCAUAAGUCUUGAUCGUUUCCUGUCAGUCUGGUGGGUGGUGUGGGCACAAAACAAGCGCACCAUUUGCAAAGCCCAGAUCAUAUGCAUUUUCAUCUGGAUAGCCGCUAUAGUCUGCAGCACCCCUUAUGCUGUUUUUCGUGAGCUUAGGUUCACUGGGGGGAAGAUUUUCUGUAGUUAUACUCCACACAUGACACAUGAACAAGCAUGGACUCUCGGCAUUUUUCGCUUUGUUAUGGGCUUCUUCAUCCCAUUCCUGGUGAUAUUUGUCUCUUAUGUGGCCAUAAGUGUUCGUGCCAGGCGCCUGCAGAGGACCAGGAAACAGAGACCUCGGCGAAUCGUUUUCUCCAUCAUUCUUGCAUUCUUCAUCUGCUGGUUGCCCUACCACAUUGUGCAUUUCGUAGAGUUAAAGUCCUAUACUGACCCCUCGCUCCGGAAUACUGUUAGGAUUGCAGGUUCUCUACUUCUGAAUCUGGCUUUUAUUAACAGCUGCCUGAACCCCAUUCUCUAUGUUUUCAUGUGUGAUGAAUUCCAGAAGAAGCUCAAGCAGUCCGUAUGCCACGUCCUAGAAAGCGCCCUGGCAGAGGACCACUUGUCCUUUAUGUCCUCUCGCACCUUAUCGUCACACUUUUCUCGGAUUUCCCGGAAGUCGGACUCUACUGCGCCUCCAGAGAGGAAAGGCACGGCCACUUCCUCAGACACCGAAAGCAAAGUGGUCAUCACAGAAGAAAAAGAGACAGUUAGCUCUGAGUAAGGCCUCCACAGCCACUUGCUUUGACUUCACAGAAAGCAAAGUGGUUAUCACAGCAGAGAGACAGUAAGCACUGAUUGGGACUGCCACCACAGGUGAUGUAAAUUUUAUGGGUACAGAUCUCUUUUUAAAGCCAAACUGAACACAUACUGAAAAUGGCAUGUUGAUUCAGACAAUGCAUUUGUGCGCAGAAAAAAAAUGAGUUGGAUGUUUGUAAUGAGUGAUUUGAAUGUUUUUUUAAUCGCCUAUACACGAUUAGGUGUUUUCACUUAAAGCUGAUAAGAAGAAAUGAACAUCAAACGCUUUAUUUCCUGCACUCUGGUGAUUUUUUUUAAUGCAUCCGUUUGUGUCUUUUCUGCACCAGUGUAUGAUAAUUGAGCUUCCUGCUUCAUAGAUGUGUUAUCCUCUCUCCCUUUAAUGGCAGAUUGCAACCAUGGCUUUGGAGGCAGCAAACUCUUAUAACCUACUUUACCAGAGGCACUGUUGCAUCUAUGAUCCUGAUCCAGUUUGACAAAAUUAAAGUCCUCUGCUACUUUUGAUAUUUUUUUAUUGUUUUUUUAUUGAGGUGGAUGUGCGUGUGUGUAUCGUCAAAAAAUCUAUGCCUGUGACAGAUCUAAUCAGCCAGAAUAAUUGAAAACACCUACACGGGUGUGUUGUGAUGUAAGAUGUACAUAUGAAUUUCUCCGUGUAACAAUGACUUAUUUUGUACCACUGUAACCUUCAAGACAUCAGAUAUGGAAUUACCUGUAACUCGUGAUAAAGACACCAGUUUUAUGUUUAUGCUUAUAACCUUUGGAUGAACUUCUUAUUUACCCAUGCUUAUUGAUGAGCAAAUUGUCCACUGCAGUAUCCAUGAUACUAUCACGCAAGUCUGAGCUUUAAUAACUAAGCUAUAUGCAUUUUGAUACAGUGAAUAAAGUCUUAUUUUUAA
Epinephelus lanceolatus (giant grouper) is the source of this 2099-nucleotide messenger RNA. RefSeq names its product chemerin-like receptor 1. Gene Ontology annotation, molecular function: complement receptor activity; G protein-coupled receptor activity. The record is from RefSeq and is a predicted model, not a curated record. Gene Ontology annotation, cellular component: plasma membrane. Gene Ontology annotation, biological process: inflammatory response; positive regulation of cytosolic calcium ion concentration; phospholipase C-activating G protein-coupled receptor signaling pathway. NCBI's taxonomy places the organism in Eukaryota, Metazoa, Chordata, Actinopteri, Perciformes, Serranidae.